AUCUAUGAUGCGUAGUCAACGGAAUAAUAGCAUAACUGGCAGAGGCGACAUAAACCAUUCGACUCACAAGCAUCAUAAACAUCGGAAUUAAGAUGCGCUGUAUAUUUCUACUUUGUCUUCUUGUGUCAGCUGGCUUCAGCGCCACUUUGAAAGGUGAUAAAAUAGCAGAAAAAGCCUUACAUCAGGCAAGAAACCCAGUUGAUGAUGUCAUCAGAGGUGCUCUUGAGCUUGUUCGUCAAUUGAUGCUUAAUGGCACAGAUUCCACUCCAGUUUUGGAUCCGUUUUUUAUCGACUAUCUCCUGGUUAAUUUCGAGUCCCAAGAUGCCAAUUUAUUAUUACAGGUGGACAAUACGUGGGUGACCCAUAUGGCUGAAUUCAUCAUCGAGAAUAUUUCAACUAACAUGGUCCGACUGACAAUGGAACUCGCCUUGAGCUUGCCCAAUUUCAAUAUCGAUGGCCACUACGCAAUGGAUGGAUUGAUUAUGAACUUGUUUCCGCUUUACGGCUCUGGAAAUUACUACGUACACGUCUUCGAUGUAAGCCUCGGAGGUGGAGCCGGUCUGAGCAUGGGAGUCCCUCCGCAGAUUCGCGAUUUGCACUUGGAUUUCACCUUUCAAAGCCUAGAAGUCAAAUUUGAAAAUCUAUUGGGAGGCGGCUCUUUGGAGACGGUCAUUGAAACUGCCAUCAAUGAGCUAGCUAAAGACGUGGUGGAUGCUGUAUGGGCUAUCAUCAACGAGCCUUUCUGUCAGUUGAUAGAAGAUACCAUCAACCAAGCAUUGGCAAAUAUGGGAGGCGAAGGAACCGAUUCGCCGGCGCUAGCUGACAGCAAAGAAGUCGGCAACGCAAACGCUUACCUUGACGAGGUGUUGGCUGAGCUCCGACAGGUGCUCUACCAGACACCGGGUGUUGAUCCUAAGACGCUACCUGAUGCGUACACUGAAAUCUCUGGAGGACACGCCGCCAUCUACAAUGGAUGGCUAAUAGGCCUAUCCAGCAUCCACCGAAGCGCUGAUGCUACCCUUGAUUACGCCGGACGUUUCAUUACAUUCAACGGAAGCGCUGGGUACACAAACAUGCAGGCUGGCUAUCGUGUGCAAGUCGAGGUUUGGGGAACCGGCCCUGAUGCCGAGGCCUUUGCGUUAAUCCGUAGCGUGGACUUUUUCUUCUCUUUCAAAAUCGACGCCAUAACUGGAGCUGUAACGGUCAAUGACUUCAAUAUUUACAACAUUGGACAAAUCGACAUAGAAAUCAACGGAUUGGCUCCGUUCGACUGGGCUUUCGAAUCGAUCGCUGAACUAAUUAUUAAAACAAUUAAAGACGAUCUAUCCCAGACCAUAUCUACCGUCAUUCUUGAAUUACUCCGUCAAGUGGUUGAGGGUAACCCACCACCUCCUCCUCCGGCGGCCGAAAUUUUAAAAAUCGCUUUUUAAAAAGAGACGUGCGUGAUCACAUUUCCUCGCAUUUCCUGUAAAAGCUGCCAAUUCAAUAUCAAUAUAUCACAAGUAGAUUUUAAGAGCA
Messenger RNA from Daphnia pulicaria, 1518 nucleotides. RefSeq lists its product as uncharacterized. The record is from RefSeq and is a predicted model, not a curated record. Lineage: Eukaryota; Metazoa; Arthropoda; Branchiopoda; Diplostraca; Daphniidae. The transcript has 10 exons. Bases 93 to 1430 code for a protein of 445 amino acids.